Molecule: messenger RNA, 1173 nt
Organism: Cylindrotheca closterium
Lineage: Eukaryota; Bacillariophyta; Bacillariophyceae; Bacillariales; Bacillariaceae
Source: the annotation of a GenBank genome assembly
AUGGACUACCCCAGCAACCUGUCUCGAAUGCACCGCCUACGCGAACGAGCAGAGAAGGAAGAGAAGCGCAUCAAGCAACUUGUGGGAAUUGCAAACAGCGAGGGACAAAUCAGACCGAACAGAAGCUACGUUCCAGGACGAUCUGCACCACCAAGACCAGGCGGAAGAGCCUUCGCAGGAUUCCACCAACCAGAAUUCCAAGGAUUCCAGGGAUUCCAAGGAUACCAAGGAUUCCAGGACGAUCGCUCCUUCCAAGCUCCAGAGAUCGAGACUGCGGGAACCUUCCACACCGCAAUGACGACCCCUCCAACUAUGGCGGCAAAACAAAACGUUCGAGUCACCGACGGCCAAGGAAGACAAUUAGUGGUCCCGACAUCCGACAGCAAACUAUACUGCCCGGAAGCGGUUGUCAACAUGCUGUCGUGCAUGAGUAUCAUGGAGGAACUCGGACAACAGCAGGAAGAAGAAAAUGGGUGGACAAUGCUCAGCCAAGCGGAAGAAGCACUGCAAAAGGCAAGCGGCAAGCCAUACCCAAUCCACUGUUGGGGAUGCAACGAGGAAGGCCACAACUUCCGAGACUGCCCACACAAAGAGGACCCCCAAGUCCUAAAACGUUUCUAUGAAAAACUGGACCAGUGGAAGCAACGAAAGAACGAAGAACGCAGAAAUAAUAAUUCCCAUUAUAGACGAGGAGGAUAUAUGACCCAAGCAAUCUGCGAUACAGUUCAAGCCAUCAAGGAUCCACAGACAGAAUCGGGAGAGAGGACAAACCUGUUGGUGAAUCUCGUCGAAGCGGUCACGGCACACACUUCCACAGCAGCAGCAAGGAAAAGACCAAAGGGGCAGUCAACCCAGCCGGCACUAUCAUUUGUCACCUUUGGAAGCUUCGCGGCCAUGGAACAAGCCCACCAGCUGAACUUCUCGGUCAAUGACAUGCUGACAUUCUUGAACUUUCCCAUCGGACUCAACGAAUCCAACACAGCUAAUUUGAAAGGACUCUACGACACCGGAGGAUGCUGCAACAUGGGGAAGAAAGACUACCACCUGGCCAUUGUCAAUAUCGGAGGCGCGUCAGAAAAACAGGACAUGACACCAGCAAACGCCAGGACAGAACACACUAGAGCACAUCGAGACAAUGUUCCCACUCUUCUGGAGACAAAAGGAACUGCUUAA